This is a messenger RNA of Serpula lacrymans var. lacrymans S7.9, 1191 nucleotides long. RefSeq lists its product as uncharacterized. The transcript has 7 exons. NCBI's taxonomy places the organism in Eukaryota, Fungi, Basidiomycota, Agaricomycetes, Boletales, Serpulaceae. The record is from RefSeq and is a predicted model, not a curated record. The coding region runs from base 70 to 255 and encodes 61 amino acids.
UUCGACCUAUUAAGUGACGAGCUCGGAUUGAGUCCAUUAUCGGGAUGACUUGGAGCCCCUCUGAUAAAAAUGAUUAGAUGCUUGUCGGGAAAGUGUCAGCCUUUGACAUCAGCCUCUGACAUGUUGCUGAGAAGGGAUAGCCCGAGCGAGGCGGCGAAGUGGAGCAUCCUAGACAUGAUUCUCACCCAAGCCGCGCAAAGUUACCCAAGGUGGUUGAAUAAUCAUGAAGAUCUUAGCCAGACCUCGACCUUGUGAAUAACGGUGAAUAAUCCAGAUUAGCUCGGUCAACGUCAUGCUCUAAGCUGCUGAGAGCCCAAGCUUGACAAACCCGCAAUGUACGAUACAAUAAUGAGUCUGACGCGGCGGCAGAAAUUUGCUCUUGCCGAUGUGUCCGAUUGCAGUCCCCGAUGCCCCGAUGUCCUUCAAACCGACUGUCCCAAGGAUUGCACAUACGGAAUUUAUUCAGCAGUCAACAGCACUAUAUCGCCCGACUAGUCAUCAUUAUCCCGCAAGCUCUUGCAAUUGAAGAUGUAGAUGGUCGAAGGAACGGACUGCAUCGCUCACGAUAGUCCGAAGCCCGGGUGUGCUGAAUCAUAAGCCAUGGGAUCUCGGGGAAAGAGUGAGCUAGACUGGAUAAGCAGUGGCACGGAGACAGAUCAUGAUGAUAAAACAAUGGUGACGAAACCAUAUCCUGUUUGAAAUCAAGGUUCUGUGGCAAGAGUGUUCAAGUUAAACUUUGAAGGGAUUACAUCACAAUACUUAUGCCGACGUCGGGGCAGCAAGGGGAAAAUAUCUGAGAAACUUGGUAAAGAAAGUACCGGCGGGCUUACAUCGGGCCGGGAUUUGCCGACAAACCUCUGUUUCGUUCGACUCACACCUGAAAGUUUCGAAACAAUUGGAGCGGCCACUACAUUGUUAUGCGGAAGUCCUAAUGGCAUGACCACCUUUCACCUGCUUCGUGCCUCUCGAGUCUUCAAACACAUGAUAUUUGGUAAAAUAUAGCAAACUCUUUGGCUUAGUUACAAUAUAGAAUGCGCACGUUCUUGUUGAGGCGCAGAACAAUUUCAUAGUCUCGAUAGAAGCAUCGUUUACUACAAUCAGUUGAGCUCUAGCCAAACUACAUUAUUUCAAUAAAUCUAAUAUUGUUAAGUACAUAUCAAUCUGUAUGGCCGGUGUUUAUUUUUCUCCAUC